AUGCCGGCUUCUAUUCUUGACCUUCCAACGGAACUCAUCCUGGAGAUCAUCCAUUCAAACAACUCUACAGAUGCUACCGUUACCAUCGCCUGCCUGGGAAUGACUUGUCGCCGUCUCCGUAACAUAUGUCAGGUUCUUGUCCUGGAGCGCCAACUUCCCGUACUGCGCGCAUUAGUGAGAAGACGUCGCCUCUUCAUCUACAAGAACUCUGGUUCAAUCGCAAUGAAAGAUGAAGAUUUAGACGACGUGAAGGAGAUAUAUGCUUCAUUCCACAAAAUCAAAUACGCCCCCGUAACCUUCACUGUCCAGGACAACGCAAGCGUCCACGGACUUAUUUUUCACGCCAACACUGUUGGUCAUAUUAACAUCAAUCUCGAUUUACUAGCCGAGGAAGAAAAUUGGUACAAACCGCUGGCUUCGUUGAUCAGGGUUUCGUCAGAGAAGAACAUGGCAGGCUUGACCAUCAGGGCUUUACCACACAGCUACUUCACCCCCCUACCCAUCCCAAAAACGCCAUCCAGUCCUGUAAAAAACUAUCUUUCCAUUUUGAGCCGACUUAAGGACCGCUUUUUUGCUCAUAAAACGCGGUCACCGCGGCCAGGUGGUAUCGGUAGUACUCGCCAGGUCGGCGCACCAGAAAGAGAGAGACUGCCCAACUUCACGGGCGUAUGUUUCAGUACACCCCGAGGACUCAAAAGUUUUGAGAUAGACUCUCCCCUCCCUUUCCGUGGAGCAUGCCUUCCGGAGACCUUGCAAGCUCUGAAUGGUGGAUACCUUAUUAAAUUAUCUCUCUUGAACACAAGACUUUAUAUGUCGGAUUGGAGUCACAUAUUGCCCUUACUGUCCAUGCCUCUCCUAUCCGAAUUCAACGUUGGGGAUUCCGACAUUGCUUUUCGCGACCUUUCACCAUUCUUGCUGCGUCAUUCAAGCAUAACCCACCUCGACCUAUCUUGCAGUAGUCCAAUAGGACCAAUCGUGCCCCAGAAGGGCUUUCUUCCUUGCCUGGAAGUAAUCACCGGAAACCCCGAUUAUCUUUCAGGAUUACUUUCCGGUCGGAGACACUUGUUCCCACAUCUACGCUCUGUCGUGGUAAGGCAUUCCCCCAAUCCCAUCCACUGGCAGGACAAAGCUCUUGAUGAUCUCUUGCGAAGCUUAGCGGAUCGUAAGGGACCGGGGACAAUUCACCUUUCCAUUCAAUUUUUUCAACUGAGAUGGAUUUCCAAGGCCAAGUUAAAAUCACUUUCCUUGGAUUGCGUUAUCGAGUCCGGAUUCCCCAUUUCCUCACAGAUGUACGACAGUUUCUUUUCUUGGCUACCGGUCAAGUUCCCGUAUGUUCAAGAGCUGGAUUUGACGUGGGUUGUUCCCCCGGACCCGAACAUGUGGACCUGGAGAUUAGAUGUGUUGUGGGACUUCUGUCCGGAGUUGCAGUCGAUCAUUGUCAGGGAAAAAACCUACCAGCGGCCUGCGAAAGCAGUUCAGUAA
Molecule: messenger RNA, 1482 nt
Organism: Laccaria bicolor S238N-H82
Lineage: Eukaryota; Fungi; Basidiomycota; Agaricomycetes; Agaricales; Hydnangiaceae
Exons: 1
Coding region: 1-1482 (493 amino acids)
Source: RefSeq, a predicted model, not a curated record